UUCGCUUCCCGGUCGCGCACGGAGCGCCGCCGCCGUGAUUCCAGCGAAACGGGGGAAGAACGAGACGAGUUGACUGCAAUCACUCUUUAUAACAUCAAAGUUACACCAUUUUCACGUUCCUUUCGUGAAUUUGAGUCAUGUGAGGGAGCCUGUAAUGUCCACAGAGCAGGAUAAAGAUUCAUUCUCUCUAAAACGAAACCGAGGAGGUGAAGGUGGGCUGGAUAUUUUAGGCAGUCCUGGGCUGCUGUUGGGAAGUCCUGAGAAAAAGAGACGCAAGUCAAGCACACAGGCGCCGUCCUUCUCUCCUCUGUCCGAAUAUGCGCCGCCUCCAAACCCGAGCGCGGAUCACCUAAUAGCCUCCAACCCUUUCGAUGACAAUUACAACUCUCCGUCCCUGAAGCCGCUUCCUUAUUUUGGCCACUCGCAUUCCCCCGGGUUCAGUGGCUAUGGGCCGCCCAGGAUGCCACUCAGGAUGCCUUCUCCAUACGGGGCUCCUCACCAGAUGCGAAACCAGCCUCAUCUGUUUUCCCAGAAUCCCAUGGGCUUCAACCGGUCACCGGGGUUUAAUUACAUCGAAAACCCAAAUUACGGGCAGCCGUUUAGCAGCAGCAACAACGUUAUGCACUUCAGACCAAGUCCAGGAGAGCAUCACAAUCUGAACCAAAGAGCUAGUCCAGGUGGUCCGGUUUUCGGGGGAAAUCCAGCCCGGGAUGUGAGCCCAAAUCUCUCUCAGCAACAGAAUAACUUCACGCAAUCCAGCACGCCAACACCCAAACAGGACCCAAGCGAAACCGCGAACAAAAGCGCCCCCUCGCAAAACCAGAACUGUGAAGAAAACAAGACUCCGGUCAAUGAGCUAACGACGAAGAGCGGAGCGGAAAAACUCAACGGCGUCCUUCACGCCAACAGCGAAGCCUUGAAGAAGUCGCCACGACCCGCAGACGCCCGCAGGGCCGGCAAUAACGGCGCUUUGACCAAUAAUAAAGUUGUGAACAGAAGGAACACUUCCUCUUCGUCCGAGCCGGUUUAUCCGUGUGGCAUAUGCCUGAGCGAAGUGAACGAUGACCAAGAGGCUAUUCUGUGCGAGGCCUCGUGUCAGAAAUGGUUCCACAGAGUUUGCACAGGAAUGACCGAGACGGCGUACAAUCUGCUGACGGCCGAGACGUCUGCGGUUUGGGGAUGCGACGCUUGCAUGGAGGACAAAGGAGCGCCGCUGCUUAAGACACGAGAGGCAUCGGACAAUCACGAGCGUGACUGACAGUCACCGAUGUUCUGGUUGAACUUGAUUGCGUUCCAAAGUUCUGCUGCCUCCUUUUGUCUCUGCUCACCCAGAAUGCUUUUAUAUUGUUAAACACAUUUACUUUUUUUCAGCGAGUCACAAAAGGAGAAAGUCAUAGGGGUUUGGAACAAGGUGAGGGUGAGUAAGUGAUUUGAAAUCAGUUUCAGAGUGUUUGGGGCUGGAAAGAUUCAUAAAUAAUUUUGAAAGAAGUUUCUUCUGUUCAUCAAGGUUGCAUUUAUGUAAUCAAAAAUAUAGUAAAAUCAGUGAAAUAUUAUUUUAAUUUAAAAUGAAUAUAUAUUAAAAUAUAAUUUAUUUCUGUGAUCAAAGCUGAAUUUUCAGCAUCAUUACUCCAGUCUUCAGUGAUCUUCAGAAAUCAUUCUAAUAUGCUGAUUUACUGCUCAAGAAACAUUUCUGAUUAUUAUCAAUGUUCAGAACGGUUGUGCUGCACAAUAUUUUUGUAGAAACCGUGAUGCAUUUUAUUUGUCAGGAUUCUUUGAUGAAUAGAAAGUUCAAAAGAACAGCAUUUUCACACACGCAUAUGUGUAUAUAUUUAAGAAAUAUAGGUAAUAUAUAUUUAUCUUUAUAUAUAUAUAUAUUUAUUUAUAAAAUAUAAAUCAUAUUUAAAUAUUAAUAUAUAUAUAUGUGUAUGUGUGUAAAUAUUCCUUAAAUAUAUACAUGUACAGUCAAACCAAAAUGUAUUCAGACACCUUCAACAUUUCUCACAUUAUCAGUUUAUUCACUAUAGUUUAGAAAAUGGUAAUAAAAUAUGAGAAGAACUCUGAGUUAAACUGUGUCGGAACAAAUUCAUCUUCUUGAUAAUGUCAGAUAACUUUGAUAGAAAGGUAUGUAAUGAAUUGGGUUGAAUAGCUGUCAGCUGUUAGAUUUAAGUACGCAAUUAGAUAAAACCAAUUUAGCUCAAACAAUUACCAAGCAACGCUUCAUUUUGUUCAGUCUGUGAUGUAAAAAGGUCACAUUAGCAAUAAAAGAAAAAACACUUGAACAAAACAUGCUCAGUGGUUUUGUGGUUCCAAAUUUUUAUCAAUUUUACUGGUAGCCCACUGUAUGAAGUAUUAUUGGUAUAAUAUGUCACAGUUUACUUUAUUUUGCUAUCCUCACCUACAUGAACUAUAGUGUCCUGCACCCACUAUUGUUCAAAAAUUAUAUCUGGUGUCUGAAUAAUAAUAAUUUUUGGCUUGACUUUGUGUGUUUAUAUAUAUAUAUAUAUAUAUAUAUACACACACAAACUUUUAUUUUGGAUUUUAUAAACAUCUUUAGUGUCACUUAUGAUCAGUGUAAUGCGUCCUUGAUGAAUAAAAGUAUUAAUUUCUUUCAAAACUGUGCUUAUGAAAGGGCCUUUCAUUUCUUCAUUUUUUUACAAAUUACAUCUGUCCUGCAGAACCGACUCUUUCUGACGGUGAUUUCUUUACAUCACGUGUUUAUUUCGAAGUGGUAUCUUCCUUUGGUUCACUUUGAUCGAUCUAUGAAAACAUAGCCACUUAAUAUCUAGAAUUUUACUGAUGAUGGGUUUUUAUUAAUUCUUACAUUACAGCUGCAACUCUUAACAGUUAGUGUCCAGGUUUCAGAGUAACUCAAAAACACAAGCUCUUCAUUUUCUUCAUAGAGAACGAUGUUCAAUCUGUCAAAGUACCAAUACUCUGUGAGCCGAAGAAGACGUGGUGCUCUGAACUUCACAAACACAGCUGAUAUGAGCUGAGCGGGUUUUGUAGAUGCUGAUCAUUUAAUAGUUCACAUGACUGGGUCUUUCCCAUUGAAUGUAGCUGUAGAGUAUGUACUGUAGCAUCAUCAUCAUGUGUCUUGUGUAACUGUUGAGGGUACUAGCAGCAUGUAGUUUAGUCUUCGUGAGCAAUGUUCCUGGAUGUGCUGUAUAUUGCAUUUUAUUCCUUCUCAUUACUCUUUUUCAAACAGCUUGGCUCGUUGAUUGUUUUAUGAUCAAAUGAAGUGAAAAUCUUGAAUUAACAGAGCCAGAGAACAAGUUGGAUGCACUUGAUACUUUUGUAAGUUUUGUUAUCUGACCGCUUUCUUUACUGGGUUUAUUUGAGGGUUUUUUGGCCAAGAUUAAGGAGGUUUGUUACUUGAAGGCCUUAUUUCGGGGCAUGAAAGAGCACAAAAUAUAUAUAUAUAUAUAUAUAUUUAUGGAGUCUAAAACACUUUGUGCAUUAGCACUUUUAACGAUUUAUCUCCUAAAAUUCAUUAGUUUUAUGGCUCGGUGUUCAUUGGUGAAUCUCACAAAAUCUAAAAAAAAAAAAAAUACAAUUUUAAAUUAAAUUAAAACAAUAAAAUACAAUAAAUAAAUAUUGCUUAUAGAAAAUAAACAUUGUAAUACUUGGAAACAAAUUUGAAUUAAUUUAAUUUUUAUUAAUUAAUGGAAAAAAAAAGGUCUGUCUGGAUGCAUUACCUGAAAAUGUUUUUGUUGGAUUCACCCAUAUAUCAUCUCAAAUGCAUUUUAAUUUUCUACUUUUUUGUCAUUUAGAACAUAUUUAAAUCCAGCUACAUCCGUGUUGAUUCAGUUUGGAUUUGCAGUUGUAACUUUACAUGUUCCCUUGUUUUGUGUGUCGCUCCUCAGAGAAUGUUGUCUUCCAUUGAGUUGGGAAACACUGUGGCAUCGUGAAUGUAAACUUCAUGUCUUGCUCUCUGCCAUUUGAUUUUCCAGAUGUUUCCACACGUUUUGCUCUAAAGAUGUCGUUGCAUUGAGUACGCUUGUGUGUUUACUCACCGUGACACAUCUGUUCUUUUAUAUAACAGUGCGAAUCACAAAACACACUCAUCUGAUUUAAUUUACGCAAGAUCAAGUGAACAAUCGUAUUGUGUUUCCCUGCCAUUUAUUAAAAAAGCACUUAUGACAAAUUCAUGAGAAUGUAUCAGAAGGACAAAAUAAUGUCGGAACAAUUAUUGUAUAAUUGGCCACAUUUGACUGUUGACCCCUGGUGCCUUACAUGUGAUUUUAUUUUUUAAAUAUGAUAUUUAGAUCCUGAGCUGAUGGCGUUGUGCAGUGAAUCAUUUACUCACUUAUCAAUAUGAGGUGAGAAUACUAAUUUUAUAACAGGACAAUGAAUGUACGGAGCCAAUAAACUGUAAAUAACAAACAAUAUGAAGUGAAUACAUUUGUGGCAUCCUCAAAACAAAGCUGGUACAGCGUAUACAGUUUACUGAAUGUAAAUUAAGGUUGUCUUGUGUGUUGUAUCUCAUAUUUCUCUGUGAAAAACUUAAAUCUUGUUUAAUAGAGAAACCUCGGCAAAGCCAUAAUUCAAAUGUAUUAUUCAACUGUUUGUCUCACUUCGAAUUGCGUUUAAUAAAACUGAUUUUUCCCUA
This is a messenger RNA of Onychostoma macrolepis, 4609 nucleotides long. RefSeq names its product pygopus family PHD finger 1 (gene pygo1). The record is from RefSeq and is a predicted model, not a curated record. Lineage: Eukaryota; Metazoa; Chordata; Actinopteri; Cypriniformes; Cyprinidae. The transcript is spliced from 3 exons. Bases 155 to 1258 code for a protein of 367 amino acids.